UAGGCGAACGCUGGUAGACUAUAAACAAGGGUCUCGUUAUGGAGUCACUCGGGGCACAGCAAUGUUAAUCAAAUCCUCAUCGUUAGAUGUUCAAGUCCUCAACUGGUUGUAUGAAUAUAGUGUGAAGAAUGGAUUGGACCAAGCCUGCAAGGGUAUUGAAACAGAAUUCAUAAAAAGAAAUAAGAUGCCAGAUGUACCUUGUUCUGGAUAUCUACUGUACUUGAGGCGUCUUCAGAUUCUUUUGAACAAGAAAAAGUGGAAAACAAGUGCAAAGUUAGAGACCAUCCUUAAACUCUUGACAGACUUGUUACAGUUCAAGCCACUUCAUAAAUGCAUAAUUUUCUAUAAGAAGAUUAUUGUUCUAUAUGUGACUGCAAAAUUGCUGGAUGACUUCUUCAUGGAGACAUUUGAAAGAGUAAAAAAUGCUGCUAGUGAAUCCAUAGAAGCAAGUACCAGAGGCUCAGUAAAGAAUGCAAGAUGUUUGAAAAAAGUACUAUUACUUCAAGCUAAUAGCCAUGUUUAUGGCAGCCUCCCAGAACUAUUGGCAAAGUUAUUACAGAUGCUUCCACCAACUGCAAUAGAAAAGAUUAUAAAGGAUGAAGAUAUCCAGAAUGACCUGGCAAGACAAAAUACACAGGAAUACAAGAUACUUCUCAAUUGCAUCAAAGACAGUCUCACUGGGAAUUCUAUAAGAGAUGCUGUGAAGAAAUUGUCAGUUGCAAAAGAGGAGUUAUCAGAUUUUGAUCCACAUACUGAUGAGGAAAACCAUGGCAGUCCUAAUUCCACUGCAGAGCAUGAGAGUCAGAUAGAUUCUUCUGAUAUAACAAUUCAUGAAGAGAUGGAUAUUAUUCAAGUCAAUGGUAAACUCUGGACAGUUAAGAAAUGUGCAAGUGUCCCAGUUGAUGUCAAGAAUCUAAGUUGUAUAGAGUCUUUAUCUGAAGACAGUGCUGAAGAAGGUAUUGCAGAUGAUAUGGAACAACAGGAAGCAUCUUACUUUAGGCAUGACAAUGAAAUCAUAGUUCACAAUGGAAAAGUAUGGGAAGUAAAACCCACUAAAGUGUUGGCUGUGAACUCCCAAGAUAUUCUAACUGAUGACAGUGAAUAUGACUCACAAAUGGAAGAUCCAAGAAUUACAGAAGCAAGAUAUGAGGAUUCAGAAAUUAGGGAAUUAGAAGAAUUGAUAAGGACAAUGGAAAAGUAUGUUACAAAACUUAAAUAUAAAUUAAAAAUCAUGAAAGAUAGACGGGGAACUCAGAGAUACAGACCCCAAACUCCAGAUGAAGAUCAGGGGCAUUUUGAACCAAAGACAAGCGGUGGGAGUGAAUUAGAAAGACAUUCAUUGCAACAGAAAUCCCCAAGUAAUGAUGGAAGAUCAUCAAAUUUUAAUAAUGUGGAGGGCAGGCAGUGUACUGUCGGAACUUCAAGUGAAGAUUGUGAAACUCUCAGACUAUCUGGUAGCACUUCCAGUAGUACAGUUAAUCAGCAAAAACAGGAUUUAGAUAAAAUAAGACAAAUACUUUGUAAAAAACUAACAAACAAAACUACAGCAAAAUCUGGAUGUAAAACUCCUUAUAAUAGGGGAAAACAGUCUAGAAAUAAUGAAAAUAUGCUUUCUCAGUUAAAACCUGAAAUUAUUACUUAUGUGUCAUCAUCAUCUCAAGAAGACAAUGGGGAUGAUGAUUGUGACAAUUUACAAUGUUUCCAGAGAGUUGUUAAUAAUAUAAAUGUUAUACCAGAAACUCCUGAACUUUCAGAAAGACAAUUUAAGGAAGACCCAGGCACAUAUUUAGAAGAACCAGAAUGGAAAAACACAAAUAAAGAAAAUGUAAAACCAAAGACACAAUAUUUGUGUACAAAUUUCUUAAAACAUGAAGGCAAUAUGCAUGCAGAUGAUGGUACUGAUAGUGAUACCACCUACUAUACUCUUUGUGACCAGAGUGCUUCUGUGAAUCCUGAAAUGGGAGACAUAAUGAACAUACGUACUUUGAAAGGCAAAGGUUUAGAUCAAUCUAAAGGUAAAAAACAAGAGAUAGAGAUUUGUGAACUUGUGAUUUGUGAUGAAGUGCUACAGAAAAGAGACAAAUACAAAAGAAAAUUGGUAAGUAUUGCUAGAGAAGUUGAAGACCUAACAGAUUCAGAUGACCUUGCUUCUCGAAUCAAAAUUAGCCCAAGAAAAUGUUCAACAAAAUCAUCAAGACAUCAGGCCUUGACUAACAUUAACUCAUCUACAAAAUGCUGUGAGAAAAAGAGAAAAGUCUCUAAUGAAUUUUUAGACAAAACUAAUGAGAUUGAGGAAAGAAACAAAGUUACUGACACAUCUGAAGAUACAACUUUACAAGAUGAAGAUGUUUACCACACACCAAUGAACAGUCCAGAACCAGCACCAAAGCGUGCCAGAGUUUGCAGUGAAAUAGAAGUUUCUCCAGUUACUGAUGUAACAACAAGCACAAGCAAUGUCCAGGUUUUCCAGAGUCAAACAGCACAUCAUCCACCAGUUCAGGACUGCAAGGUUGUCUUAAAGUUCAGUUACUGGGUAGAUAAAAAGAAGUACGCCAUUUAUAGUUGAAGAUAAUGACUAAAGAGGAGCAGGUUUCUUCAAGGCUCAUCACUGCAACUAUUACUGUUUAGAUUUUUACUUUAUAUCUUGUUUCAUCAGAAUGUUAUUACAUGAAGUGUUUUCAUUAUAUCUA
Molecule: messenger RNA, 2690 nt
Organism: Penaeus vannamei (Pacific white shrimp)
Lineage: Eukaryota; Metazoa; Arthropoda; Malacostraca; Decapoda; Penaeidae
Source: RefSeq, a predicted model, not a curated record